CAGUUUUUGGACAACCAGUCCGUGUUGAGGUGGAGGGAAGUCACAACAGUGCAGCCGGCAAACUCACUCUGUGGCUCUUUGAAAAGUCAGCUCUGCGUUUCUAACCGGUUUGAAGAGAUGACACCGUUCAGCUCGUGCCGGCUGCUCCUCUUCUCUCUCCUGGCUGGCCGCUGCUGCUGGACUUACUCAGCGGUAGUUUUCGUGGGAGAUGAGUUUAUUUUUCCUGACACGUGCGGGAGAAACGAGUCGGGGAAACUGGUGCGCAACAUGGGACGGAACCCGGACCGACUCGUGGCUGUUUUUCAAGACGGUGUGUGGACACCGGCCGAGCAGUACCGAGACCGGAUCAGAGAGAGCUCCUUAACGGUCCACUUUCCUCGCACUGUUUACACGGACAGCAGCAGAGCAUAUGAGCUGAGCUGCGGGAAGAAGCCACAGAAAACUGUUAGUCUGACAGUUUUAGAACCUAAAGAAGUGACAGGUUCUGUKGGUCGAAAGGUGACCCUCCCGUGUUUCUCUAACACCUUAGAGAAACCAGCUUCAUGUGUCCUCUGGAAGAGAAACGGAACAGAUGUGUGUGUGCAGAACUGUGGUUCUGAUGGCUGCAGGGGGACAGAUGACAGACUGUCUGUGUCCUCCAGCUGGUCCUCACAUGGAGACCUGUCUUUGRCUAUAARCGGRGUCAGACCUGAAGAUCAGGGGGAUUAUUUCUGUGAAUCAGGAAGUCCUGCUGGAGUCAGACUGAAGGUCACAGAGGAUCAUCAGGUGACUGCUGCUGCUG
Austrofundulus limnaeus is the source of this 781-nucleotide messenger RNA. RefSeq lists its product as uncharacterized. NCBI's taxonomy places the organism in Eukaryota, Metazoa, Chordata, Actinopteri, Cyprinodontiformes, Rivulidae. The record is from RefSeq and is a predicted model, not a curated record.